This is a messenger RNA of Caenorhabditis briggsae, 1122 nucleotides long. RefSeq names its product Protein CBR-COL-102 (gene Cbr-col-102). Gene Ontology annotation, molecular function: structural constituent of cuticle. Bases 1 to 1122 code for a protein of 373 amino acids. The record is from RefSeq and is a predicted model, not a curated record. The transcript has a single exon. NCBI's taxonomy places the organism in Eukaryota, Metazoa, Nematoda, Chromadorea, Rhabditida, Rhabditidae.
AUGACUCAAGCCUUAAUUGGAGUUGUGACUACUGUCACAGCAGUUUCCGUUGUCACUGCUAUCAUUAUCUCUGCCUCGAUUCUCAUCGAUAUAAAUAACUUUUCCGAUGAGAUCUCUCAAGAUUUGACUCAAUUCCGUGGCUAUUAUGAUGAUGCAUGGAGAACGAUGAUGGUCAAUGAAGGAAUGAGAGGACUGACAGCCAGAAAGACCAGACAAGCUGGAUAUGCUACUGGAGCAGGAAAUGAGCAACAGUGCAACUGCGGAGCCCAGGCAUCCGGUUGCCCUGCUGGACCACCAGGAGAACCUGGACAAGAUGGAACACCAGGAGAGCCAGGAACCGAUGGAGAGGAUGGAGGAAAUGGUAUGCCAGGCGUCGCUCAAAUGGCAAUGGAUGUCAACGGAGGAAAGUGUAUCUCUUGCCCAGCUGGAGAGCCAGGACCAGCCGGACCAGAUGGACCAGCUGGACCAGCAGGACCAGCAGGAAAUGCCGGAAAAGAUGGAGAUGCUGGAGCACCAGGAGAGGCUGGACCACCGGGACCACCAGGACCACCAGGACCAAAUGGAAAGGAUGGAGAGGCUGGAAAAGAUGGAGAGAAAGGAGCUGAUGGACAGAAGAGCACCAACUCCCCAGGACCAGCCGGACCAGCUGGACCACCAGGACCAGCUGGAGCUGAUGGAGAAGCUGGAGCAGGAUCAGGACCAGGACCUGCUGGACCUGCUGGACCACCAGGGCCAGCCGGAAAGGAUGGAUCUGCUGGAGAGCCAGGAAAGGAUGGAGAGGCUGGAGCUGAUGGAGCACCAGGAUCUGACGCCGCCUACUGCCCAUGCCCACCAAGAUCCGCUGCUCUUGGAGCUGGAGGAGGUGCCGAACCAGCUGGAGCUGAGAAGGAAGCCGCGCCAGAAGCCGCGCCAGCCGAGGCCGCACCAGCCGAGGGAGCCGGAGGAGGAGCUGAGCCAGCUGGAGCUGAGCCAGCUGGAGCUGAGAAGGCUACUGAGCCAGAAGCUGCUGCUGCUGCUCCAGAAGCCGCUCCAGAAGGAGCCGGAGGAGGAGAAGCACCACCAACCAACGGAAAGGGAGACGAGGCUGCUCCAGCUUAUCCAGAACAUCAGAAUAUCUAUUAA